CAGCAGCUUCUCGAAGAACAUAAGAAGAGUCUGAGGAGGAAAUGUGAACGUGUGACUGAAGGAAGUGAUGAAGCAGGAGGAGGAAGCCUCCUCAACAGGAUCUACACUGAGCUCCACAUCACAGAGGAACACAGUGAGGAGCUUCAGAGGGAGCCUGAGCUGAAGCUUCUGGAGACAGCUUCCAGGAAGAAGAGCCUCCGUCACUCUGCCAUCAGGAAGAAGAGCCUCCAUCACUCUGCCAUCAGGGUUCAGGACAUCUUCAAAGCCUCGGCCCAGCAGCACAGACACAUCCGAGUGGUUGUGACCAGCGGCGUGGCCGGCAGUGGAAAAACCUUCUCGGUGCACAAGUUCAGUCUGGACUGGGCCGAGGGCCUGGAGAACCAGGAUGUGGGGGUGCUGGUGGUGCUCUCCUUCAGGGAGCUGAACCUGCUGGGAGAGCGGCCGUACAGCCUCCUCUCGCUGCUGGCUGUUUUCCAUCCCACGCUCCAGAAGCUGACGGCAGAGGAGCUGGAUGUCUGCAGGCUGCUCUUCAUCUUGGACGGUCUGGAUGAAAGCAGACUUUCUCUGGACUUCAGCAGCAGCCGGCGGCUGCUUGACGUCUUCCAGCAGUCUUCAGUCAGCGAGCUGCUCACUAACCUCAUCCGGGGGGAUCUGCUGCCCUCGGCUCGGGUCUGGAUCACUUCCAGACCGGCGGCGGUCCAUCAGAUCCCUCCAACAUGUGUGGACAGACUGACAGAAGUGCGAGGCUUCACUGACGCCCAGAAGGAGGAGUACUUCAGGAGGAGGCUGAGUGAUGAGGAGCUGAGCAGCAGGAUCAUCUCCCACAUCCAGACCUCCAGGAGCCUCCACAUCAUGUGUGGAAUCCCAGUCUUCUGCUGGAUCACUGCUACAGUUCUGGAGCACAUGUUGAGCAGCGAGCAGAGAGGAGAGCUGCCCCAGACCCUGACUGACAUGUACUCCCACUUUGUGCUGGUUCAGACACACAGGAAGAAGCUCAAGUACCAUGAAGGACCUGAGACUGGUCCACAGGAGCUGACGGAGGCUGACAGGGAGCUUCUUCUGAAGCUGGGCAGGAUGGCCUUGGAACAUCUGGACAGAGGAAACAUCCUGUUCUACCAAGAAGACCUGGAGCAGUGUGGUCUGGAUGUGACUGAGGCCUCGCUGUACUCUGGAAUCUGUACUCAGAUCUUCAAGAGAGAGUCUGUGAUCUUCCAGAAAGCCGUCUACAGCUUCGUCCAUCUGAGUGUUCAGGAGUUUCUGGCUGCAGUCUCCAUGUUCCACUGUUUCACCAGCAGGAAGACAGACGCACUGAAGACCUUCUUUGGAGAGGAUCAUGCUUUCAGAUCUCUUGAUGAUUUGCUGGUGGUCGUCCUGGAGAAAUCCGUCAGGAGUCAGAACGACCACCUGGACCUGUUUGUCCGCUUCCUUCAUGGCCUUUCUCUGGAAUCCAACCAGAGACUAUUAGAAGGUCUGCUGGGUCGGACAGAGAUCAGUCCAGAAAUCAUCCAGAGAGUCAUCUGGAACCUGAAGGAGAUCAACAGUGAUAAAGUGUCUCCUGACAGAUGCAUCAACAUCUUCCACUGUCUGACGGAGAUGAAGGACCUCUCAGUCCAUCAGGAGAUCCAAGAGUUCCUGAAGUCAGAGAACAGAUCUGAGAAGAGACUCUCUGGGAUCCACUGCUCAGCUCUGGCCUACAUGCUGCAGAUGUCAGACCAGGUCCUGGAGGAGUUUAACCUGUAUAAAUACAACACAUCAUGGGAGGGACGAUUCAGACUGAUCCCAGCUGUGAAGAACUGCAGGAAGGCUGAUCUUCCUGGCUGUGGACUCUCUGAUCCUCACUAUGAAGUGAUCUCCUCAGCUCUGAAGUCUGACCCCUCCCAUCUGAAACAUCUGAACCUGAGUGACAACGACCUGGAGGAUUCAUCAGUGGAGAUUCUGUGUUCUGGACUGGAGAGUCCAAACUGUAAACUGGAGACUCUGAGGUUGAGGAGCUGCAGUUUGUCAGAGAUCAGCUGUUCUUCUCUGGCCUCAGCUCUGAAGUCCAACCCCUCCCUCCAGAAACAUCUGGAACAUCUGGACCUCAGUGACAACGAUGAUCUUCGUGAUUCAGGAGUUUCUCAGCUGUGUGGUUUUCUGCAGAGUCCACUCUGCCGUCUGAAGACUCUGAGGUUGAGGAGCUGCAGUUUGUCAGAGAUCAGCUGUUCUUCUUUGGCCUCAGCUCUGAAGUCCAACCCCUCCCUCCAGAAACAUCUGGAACAUCUGAACCUGAGCUGGAAUGAUCUUCAGGAUCCAGCAGUUUCUCAGCUGUGUGGUUUUCUGCAGAGUCCACUCUGCCGUCUGAAGACUCUGAGGUUGGCUGAAUGCAAGUUGUCAGAGAUCAGCUGUUCUUCUCUGGCCUCAGCUCUGAAGUCCAACCCCUCCCACCUGAAGGAGCUCGACCUGCGUUCCAACCAGCUGCAGGCUCCAGAUGUGCAGCAGCUGGUUGAUCUUCAGCAGAGUCCAGACUGCAGCCUGCAGACUCUGAGGUACAAGGAAGACUUCAAGUACGACUAUGAGGAUGACGAUCAGGAUGACUCUGAGGACGACUGAGAGCAGAGCUUCGUCCAGAGGACCCACCAGAAGCUCCGAGUGUCAGUGGUACAGUGUGAAGAGCUGUGAGAGUCCAGCAUCGAACCAGGGUUCCUCAGGAUGUGACAAAGAUUAAUCGCUGUGUCCCCUCCUCCUCCUCCUCCUCCUCCCUGUUUGAGACAUUCCUCUUUCUAAUCAAUCUCAUCACCUUGUGGGCUCUAAAGAACUGAUGUUGGCUGAAAAUAUAAAAUCAGUUUGUAAACUGAAGUCUGUCAGGAAAUUCCUUGUUAUCAGUCUUUUCAUGUGAUCUGUAAUCCAUUUCUCUCUGAGCUCAGUCAAUACUGAACAGUUUUCAGUAGCUUGAAUUUAAGUGAGCAUAAAGAAGAAUGAACUAAUCUUCUCUGCUCCUUCAUCUCAUGUCAUCAUAUUCUGUCAACAUUGAAAACCAGCAGCAAACAACAGAAACCCCAGAGGAGAACCAGCAGACAACUCCCAGACAGCAGCAGAGUGAGCGGCCUGCAGCCUCUCUGGCUCUUCACACUGCUGCUUCAUAUCAGAUCCUCUUUGUGCUUCUUUGUGUUUUGAUGGUGACUCUGAUCUAAAACAUAGUGAAUGUGGUGUGUGAGUUACAUUCUCCUGAUUCUAGAUCUAGAUUGUUCCAUAACUGGACUCCUUGUACUGAACUGCAACGUUCCCUCACUGUGGUUCUAGAUUUAGGUUUGGUGAAGAUCCCUGUUCCUUCAAGUUGUAGUUACUUUCUCUUUUUUUUUUAAAUCUGCUCUGAAUAUCUAUGGCUGAAGUGUUCUUUGUACUUUAUACAUAAUUUGCAGAAUAUUGUAAUAUUGCAAGAAACUUGCUUAAAACAAUCAAUAAUUCAAGUGAUUACAACAGAAAGACAAACAAAACUGCAACAUUAACCCCCCCCCCCCCCCCUUUUUUUUCUUAUUCUGCUGAAAAAGGAGUGGGAAGAAGAGAACUUGUUUAAUCCCAGUCCAAAGUCCUCAUCAGUCACUUGAUGGUGAAUUUUCAAACGCUUCCUGUCAUCAAGUCAAAGACAGCGAGAACCAGAGAGUAACGGGCUCAACAGCAAGUGUUGAAUAAUGCACCUCGAUGCCCGCGUUAUUCAGGACUCGCCGCCCACAAAGGAGAUAAAUGACGUGACUAUAGCUGACGUUGGAAUCACGAACGCCGUGUGGCCUUCCACACCUCAACGUGAGAGAACCAUAUCAUGAAGCUCCAAAUAGAGUCCCUUGAGAGAAGAGUGGAGCAAUAUCGAACUGCUCUUCAACGUUUCCGCCCCCACAGGAAGCAGUUCCCACUGGACCUAACAAUACCCCAAGCCAUACUGAGUGGUGCACCACUGCUUGUGUCCCUCUGUUUGGUCGUUACAGUCACACGGUUCGUAUUAAUCAUUUAUUAGUGUGUGAACCACGUUAUUAAUCUUUUUGAGUGAAUACUUUUAGUAUAUUCAUACGUGUGUGCUGAAACCAAGUGAAACUAAUAUUUGUGACUCCAGAAGGGCAAACAGGUUUUUAAAGCAAUGAGAGAACGUUGUGGAAACGCUGUGGAGCUGUCAGACAGCUGUCAGGCCACUUUCUUUGGCGUCUUACUGGAACCUGUCGGGAUCAAUUGGAAAUCAGAUCGUUGUCUCUUCAUGGGACUCAAAUAAAUCACGCUUUACUGCAAACAA
Salarias fasciatus (jewelled blenny) is the source of this 4258-nucleotide messenger RNA. Its product is annotated as NACHT, LRR and PYD domains-containing protein 12-like. The annotation marks the transcript as partial. The transcript is spliced from 6 exons. Gene Ontology annotation, molecular function: protein binding. NCBI's taxonomy places the organism in Eukaryota, Metazoa, Chordata, Actinopteri, Blenniiformes, Blenniidae. The record is from RefSeq and is a predicted model, not a curated record.